GACAGAAUCACCUUGAUAGUACGGAAGAACAGCAUCUCAAAAUCUAGCACGAUGUCGGUUGACUGGACUCGUUCGGCAGACGAUAUGCACGCCAUGCAUGCGAGGUCCGGGGGCCACUAUGAUGGAUGAGAUUGGGCAGAGUCCGAGAAGGAUUCAGCUUAAUCACGUGCUGUCGUCUGACAGGCAGCAAAGGCACGAAAUCAGAGAGAGGGGUCUGAAUCUGAGAGCCUGACUCUUGACCGCCGGUUCUGAGUCCUGAGUCCUGACGAUUUGGACGAUUUGGACGAUUCUGGUGAUCCGACGUGCUUUGCCUCGUUGCUCUACACUUGCCCGUCCCAAUCUUACGGUUGCCAAGAACCAUAAAUCCCGACUCAAACCACAUGCAUCCAUGGACUCUUUCAAACGCUUAUUCCGCAAGAAAGUGAACAGCGACUGCCGGUGCUGCCAGGGCCUUCUAGGACCAGGAGUAUGGAUUUCCGCAACGGACCUCAUCCAGGGCUCGCAAGCCGGUUGCCCGGCAUGUCAACUGCUGUACCAAUCAAUCAACCUUUCGGACCUGUGUGAUCCCAGAAUCGAGCUCGUGUCUGUCCAUGCCUUUGGCGACUCGUCGGUCCUCCAGACGUUCGACCCGAAAUCUGAGGGCAUGUCCCGCCAGCUGUACACCCAAGAAGGUUUCCACAAAGGACGUUGGGCUGCCGACCCUUCGCGGCCCUCUCAUGCCCCCGAUCGUCCGUAUCCUCCGGUGGAGCGCUCGGUGGAACUAUUCAGCCUGGAAGGAAACACCUCGCACUGGCCUGUGGUUCGCGCCGCGAGACACGUAGCCGCCGUCGCCGAUGCCCCUGAAUGUCUCGAUCUCAUCAGAACCUGGGUCUCGGACUGCGAGAAGAAGCAUCGAAGCUGUAGGAAGAAGAAAACCCCAAAGACCCUCCCGGAUCGAGUGAUCUUGAUCAGACCAGGGAAUGAUCCCCAGCUUGUCGACUCCCAGGGUCUUCCCGGAAGAUACAUCGCCCUCAGUCAUCGCUGGGGCGGAAAUGUGUCGCUGCAGUUAACGAAAGACAAGCUCGAAGACUUCAAGCGCGGCAUUCCCUUCUCGUCCUUUCCGAAGACCUUUCAAGACGCCAUCCACAUCUGCCGCGCUCUGGAGGUUGACUACAUCUGGAUCGACUCGAUUUGCAUCAUCCAAGACUCGAAAGAGGAUUGGGAUGUCCAGGGGUCCAAGAUGGACCAGGUAUACGCCAACUGCUUGCUCACUCUCGCGGCAGACGCUGCGGAAAAUGGGGGAGCGGGAUUCAUCACAGGGACCGAAAGACAAGACCUGAGCGGGAAGACGCGGAAACUCAUCUACCACGGGCCCCAGGGCGAGGAAGGCGAGCUCUUCGUCAGGCCCCUGCGAGAGUUUGGAAGCAUGGGAGGAUUCGGACGACACUAUCAGGGCUGGGCGCCCCAGCCCCAGCCCGAAGCCGAAACCUCAAGCUCCCAGCCGUCAAAACACCAGUUGGUAGAGCAGGGUAGUUACCUCCUCCGACGCGGCUGGGUACUCCAGGAAACCCUCCUUCCUCGGCGAAUGUUGCACUUCCUCCCCAACGAAGUCAGCUGGCGGUGCGCCUCGGCUUCCCUGUGCGAGUGCCAGCUCCGACCGCACGGCAACGUCGCGCACGCCCCUCUGGACCUGGAGCAGCCACGCGAGAUCGACACGGAGGACCUCAAGGAAUUUUGGAAGGAGGUCGUGGAGCAGUACACGCGGCGCCAACUCACGUUCCCCUCCGACAGACUGGCCGCCCUGGCGGGCAUGGCUAGCCGUGCGCAGUCGGUUGCGCCGGACGCCCACUACUGCGCCGGGCUAUGGUCGGACGCCCUGCCGUCCACGCUUCUCUGGACGGUUGACCGGCCCGUCCAACUUGACAAGAACGCCGAGGAACCCGCCAGUCGUCGCAUCGACCCCGCUAUCGCCCCGUCGUGGUCCUGGGCUAGCGUUACGGGCUAUGUGCUCUUUCUGUUCUGGAAACGCAACUACGACCGUGGACGCUGGGCCAAGAGUGCCCCUGACCUGACGGACAUUCAGGUCCAGUGCACGCCUACGGGGCAGAACAGGUACGGUAGCGUGAAUGUCGCCGACGCCAAGUUGACGGCGCUCGGAUACCUCUGCAAGGUGCGGCUCUGGUUGACGGGAGGGUCUAAGUGGCAUUUUCCCUUCCGAAUGGAGGGGGGGACACCCGGCGGCACGUUGGGCCGGACGGGAGGCUACUUGUAUCCCGACACGGACGAGUUCCUCGAGAGUCUACAAGCGAGCGGCAAGCAGGGCAUGUCGAUGACGGUGGUUAGCGUCUACGGGUCUCGGAUGUUCCUGGUGCUCAGACCGGUUGGGGAGGAGGAGGAGCUGGUCUUUGAGAGGAUAGGGGUUCUCUAUUGUGAGGAGAAAGAUGCGGUGGGUCUUUCGGAAUGGGGGCGCAGAGACCGAUUUACACUCGUUUGACCAUCUAAAGAGUGAACUGGGAGCCGUAUCCCGCUAGAAAUAUAUCGAGAUCAAAUUCCUU
Molecule: messenger RNA, 2534 nt
Organism: Sodiomyces alkalinus F11
Lineage: Eukaryota; Fungi; Ascomycota; Sordariomycetes; Glomerellales; Plectosphaerellaceae
Product: HET-domain-containing protein
Exons: 3
Coding region: 389-2473 (694 amino acids)
Source: RefSeq, a predicted model, not a curated record